Molecule: messenger RNA, 4826 nt
Organism: Drosophila serrata
Lineage: Eukaryota; Metazoa; Arthropoda; Insecta; Diptera; Drosophilidae
Gene: ms(2)34Fe
Product: male sterile (2) 34Fe
Source: RefSeq, a predicted model, not a curated record
ACCAGCUUGAAUCAUUACUUUCGAUACUCCAUACAAAACCGUUCCUAUAUAUUUUUAACUCUUAGCACACAAUGAGUGUGCAAAAGUCCGUCCGAGGUAGCCGACGCACCCGCAGAUCAGUCGGCUCCUUGGAUCUUAACCACUACAUUUACUGCAUCAACUUCUACGACGAUGGACUGAAGGCUGUGCGGGAUGAGUUCAUGAAGCGAGUGGUCAGCGGAACUCGUCGGGCUGUAUUCGUAAUCGAUUUGGAUAAGGAAGUCGAAGAAGCUACCAAUCUGAGCCUGCGAAUGUCCAGGGCAAAGCCAGGAUCGACGACCUUGCCCUUCGAUAAGCUAAGCGUUGCUCUGAUGCGCAUUCGUGACUGUGUCGCCGAGUACGAGAAGGUAACCAGGACCAUUGAGGCGGAGUCUAAUUUCGAUUUGCACAACUACUGGCAACGGAAUAUUCCGGCCCAGCUGAAGAACCUUACGGCCGGGGCUACUAAGAAGAAGGGUGUGGCUGAGUCCAGCCGGGAACCGGCAACGGCAAAGCCCAAAACUGGUAAGGGAACCAGUGACAAGGUGCGCAUGACCAAGAUCAGCUGCGUGUCGGUCACAGCCAAAGAGCAUAACAAAGUUGGCAAGGGUGUACCGGCAUCCAAAAGGGUGUACAUUAGGGACAAUCCGGCCUUUGCCAAGAUUAUGAUCCUAAUCAUUGGGAACAUGGACAACGAAUUCUACAAGAUGCUGUUGGGUUAUGAGCAACCGUUGCGGGCGAUUGUCCACUUCCUACCCGAGGAGAGCGCUUAUGACCUCCUGGUGCCGCGUCCUCGUCGCGUGCAGCAGCUCCAGGAGACGUUGGUGGGCAUCCAAAGGGGCAUUCACGCUCUAAGGAAGCGGACCGCCGUGAAGCCGGUGGGUAUCUUCCAACAACAGCUGCCACAGAUGUCCGCCUGCAUGGCAUCCAGGUUCACCGAUGAUGUGUUCGACCAACUGAGCUGGUACAUGUACGACGUCGAGACUCUGCGCGAAUGGUAUCGCUCGUACUACGUUGAGCCCUACAACGAGAUCAACGUGAAGAUGAACCCACAGCUGUCUAUGGUAGGCACAUUCCACAUGGUUGAGUCGCUGAGCAUCCAGGGCCAUUAUCUGAAGAGCCAGAUGCCGUCUUCCCGGGCGGACGAUGCGACCAUUUACCUCUAUCUGGAGUCGUUAAUGAGCACUUUCGGCAACCCGCGGGAGCUAAUGACCGAGGCGGAGGUGCUGCUGCUGGCCAACCCAACGCCGUCGGUUCAAACCCGAGUGCUGGACAAGGUGAAGGUCUAUGCGAACGCCUUUAAGAGCUUGGUCAAGCUGGCCAAGAGCGAGCGCAUUUUCGCGGAGCAGGCCAAAAACGAACGCAUUUUCGUAGAAAAGGCCAACAAACUGCUGACCAAUAUAAUCUCCUACAUGGACCAGUCCGUGUUGCAGAACGUCUACUGCAGCUGCUUGGAGUACAACCUGCUGCGGCGCUAUUUUACCACGGGCUACAUCAACCAUUCGCUGACCAUUCUACCGUACAACGGAGAGCUAGAGCCUAUAUGCCUGCCAAACUAUGCCGAGCUGUUUCUCACGGAUGACUCGGUGAUGCAGCGCGUCAUCCAGCUGGUGAACGAUUACGAUGACUUCAGCGUGGAGGAAAUGCGUCCCAAUGUUCGGCUCUAUACCUUCCGGAGGACCCUCAACGAGGUCUUUGAGAAUGAGAAGCAGAUUGUGAUUCCAACGCGUCUCUGUUUCCGGGACUUUACUCUUUACGAAAUGGAUCAGUUCCUCAACGACCUUGUCACUCCAAAAAUGUUUAACGAUAUGAACGGAAGCUUUAUUUCUGGUGAUAACCAGAGCUUAUAUGCCGUCACCAACGACACCGACACAAUUAUGGUCGCGUGCAGUGAGGAAAACGAUCGUGUCGCAAUAGAUCCUAAGGUCUUCGUCCGACCCCGUUCGAUCAAGAGUAAGCAGUCAAAGAACAAGCAGACGGAUAACGAGGAUGACCGAUCCGUAAGCCAGAAAGCCUCCAUACAGUCAACCAGAACUAAGCGUAUUUCAUCAAAAUCAAAUAACUCCGCGACACGCUUGGUAAGGACCUCGGGAACCCCAGCAAAGGAUAUCCAAGGCACGGACUCCAAAUCAUUUCAAGUGGGACUGCGUCGCGAUCACCCCAUGCUGAAGGGCUACAAUCUGGACGACACUCGGCAGACGAUUAAGUGCAAGACCUCCAAGUACUUCUUCGAGGAAGGCCGAAUGGUGCUGUACGAGGAGAAGUGGAACUUUCGUCAGAUGAAUAAAACCCUCUUGCUGGAGAUCGAUGGUCAGGAGGUGCAUUUCCGGAGUGCUGCUGGCCCGGUGGAUGCCCUUGCCACCGAUGGCUGUGUUCGGAUCGAGUCCAAGAACGGCAUCAGUGUACGAGCGUUGGCCAACGAGAGCGAGUGCUCUAAGGCGGUGUUGAACUUUCCCAACGGAUUGAACACCUUCUGCCAGGACACCCAUGUGGAACUCCUGUGGCAAUACCAGGAAAAUGAACUGAACGAAAGCCGGCGUGUUUGCACCCCCUACGGUUGUGUGAUCGUAUUCUAUCAAAACACCGACACCGUGGUGAUCAUGCGUUACAACGGAGAGGUGUACUACUUGUACAGCUCAACGGAGGCUGACAACGAGGAGGAGGAGGAUCAGAACUCGGAGUUUCUCAACGCUUGCUCCACGCAGUCCACCUACAGCAGUUACCAUCCCCUUUCCUCCGAAGGUAAGAAAAAGAGGUGCCGCCAGGUGAAGUCAAAGAAGAGUUCCACCUUUCGAGAAUCGGGCGGGGCAGACACUGACCCUAAACCCACAAAUCAGAGUCUGGGACCCAAGAAGAGCCAGAAUAGUCGCAUCUCUAAGGAAACGCUUGUGGGGAGUCGGAAAAAGACCACGUUCAAGACCAAGCAGGCAGCCGCCCUAUUCGCCAGUAUCCAAUUCGAGAUGAACUUCCUCAAGUUAAUUAUGGAUAAGUACAAGAUAAGCUACCGCCACCUCAAGCUGAUCACCUCCCUGGGCAGCGUGGUUCAUGUGCAGCAGGAUGGAAAAAUCUGGUGUGGCAAGCCCUUCCGGAACAGCGAGUGGCACGACUACUUCGCCAACGAGUCGUAUUCGAUGCGGGACGAUGGAGUCAAGAUGAUCUGGACGCUGGAGGAGCUGCGGUGCUACCACAAUGACGGCACUGUCAUUACUUCGGCAACCAUUGAUGGCUGGGAUUGUGGCACGGAGGUGGAUGAAAUCGAUUUAGAGAUUAGUUCGAGCAGUUCGCAUUUAAACACUGAUACUUUCGGAACAAAGCAUAGGGAACUCUUUUACAUAAAUAGCCCGACCGGCCUCUCAAUGGAUCGUGGACCGAUUAAGCCUCCUGAUGCUGAUUUAGUGUCUGAAUACUUUAGUACAAAAUCGGUGAUCGCGUCUAAAUUCCAAUCUGUGACCGAUAAAGUGGUGGAAGAGGAGGAGGGUGAAAUCAUCCAUGACAUGAGCUUCAUUACAUACAUGCUGAGCAGUGUUUUUAUACACCACCGUGUCUAUCCAGGCAUCCAAUUCUCCAUCACAUAUGCCACCGAUUUGAAUCUAAGUAUGGAGACCACAAUCUUCACCUGCGACAACAUGAGGGUUCACAUAUUCAAAGAUCAUUCGGAAAGGGAGGUUCAGCAAUGUGUGCAGGACACAGACAUUCAAUCAUCCGAAGCCGAUUCCGAUGAGUGGACUAAGCCGGGCAUGCGAAAAACCUCUAUAAUUUCAGCAGCUUCCGAGGAGUUACCUCUUAGUGGCGAGGAGGAAUCGGUCGUGAUUGAUCCUACGGUUGUGGAGAUCGAGUGCAACAACUUGAUGCUAACGAUCCUCAAAAAUCAGGCUACCAUACAGACGCAGAUUCAAAAACCUGGAUGCCAUGAGAAUGCAAAAUGCGGAUUUGCCCUUCUUCAAGAUGAUGUUAAAUUGAAAGUUAACUUUGAUCAAAGUCUAGCAGUCACUUUUCGUAGUUGGGUAAAUGAGGUAACUAGUUUUAUCACCUGUUUCUGCCCCAAAUGGCGCACCAAGUACUUUGUGGAAACUCAAAACUCUCAAUGCCAAAAGAAAGGUUUUGAGUUGUUCACAUCGGUUCCGCCCCUGGGAAAAUAUAACUUUUGUGCUGGCAACUAUUAUAUCGAUGUGACAGAGCUUACUUCGGUAAAUAGCCAACUGAAGAAUAACUAUGAUUGGGUGGACAAGGAUAUGAACAAGUUUCCUCGCUUUCCGCUCUAUAAGAAAGACCCACCGCCCUUCGAGUUCCCCUUAAUACUUAACGCCAGGAUCUUUGCGAAGAUACCAGCAAAACUUGGCAACACUGAUCGGCUCCACCAGUUCGUUUCUGAGUUUGAUACAAUCAAAUUCAAGAAGCAGCGAUAUCGCUUAAACAAAGCGGUUCUGUUCCAUCUGCACCCCCGGCUGGCCUUGAUGGUGCAAGCGGAAAUCAGCAAGCGCAGCUGGAAGAGUCGUCACGCAGAACACCGGCGACGCCUAUUCAUGGAGCAACAGCGUCUCAGCCUCUACAUGGCCAUGCUGAAGCACAAGGUGUAUCCAAAUUACUUCCAGUUCAAGGAUCAAUUCUACUCCCACGUGCGAAAUAUUGACUUCUUCGAGUUUAUGACGUCCAAGUGCAACGAGAAUGUCCACCCCAAAGAGACUGAGUUAGAAAGGGUUGAACCACCCGAACCUCCUAGUCCACCAAAGAAGCCCAAGCAUAAGAAUCGUAAAAAAUGUGUCUGCCCCAAGUUCCUUAACUCAAUAGAAUAGCGAAAAUAAAUUGAA